This is a messenger RNA of Clupea harengus (Atlantic herring), 3603 nucleotides long. RefSeq names its product tumor protein p53 inducible protein 11b (gene tp53i11b). The record is from RefSeq and is a predicted model, not a curated record. NCBI's taxonomy places the organism in Eukaryota, Metazoa, Chordata, Actinopteri, Clupeiformes, Clupeidae.
CGAUGUAAAUGUUUGAGGGAAACACACCCGCGACAGUCGACAAUAAGGUGGAAAAAACGAGAGCUUGGAGAAAUUUUGCCGGUUGUCUCACAUUACCACAGUGGUUGCUCAAUGACGCUUUGGGGAAACGCAGGCCAGAGAAGUUGCCCUGCUGCAUUUCAGGAGUGUUUAUUUCACUUAAGCCUGCCUCAGAAAGGGAGCCAUUCCAACUUCUUGCUUGAGAAGGGUGCACCAGUAGCUAGGGUCAGGAGCCAGGCCUUCACCCCACUCCCUCAAGACUGAGGACUCCAAUUUGAUCAUCUUCCUAGUAUGGCUGGUAAAUCCCAUCAACUGAUGAAGAAGCACAGUCAGACAGACUUGGUGAGCCGGCUCAAGACACGCAAGGUGUUGGGCGUGGGAGAGGACGAUGAUGGAGAAGUGCACCGAUCGAAGAUCAGUCAGAUGCUGGGGAACGAGAUUAAGUUUGCCCUGCGAGAGCCUGUGGGACUGAGGCUAUGGAUCCUCCUCUCUGCAGUGGUCUUCACAGCCGUGGCGCUCAUGGCCCUCACGUUCCCCAGUCAGCUCUAUGAAGUUGUGUUUGAAGAGGAGCAUACAGCCACGAGCAUGUCGAUACGUCUCUAUGGAGGGGCACUGCUCAGUCUCUCCCUCAUCAUGUGGAAUGGGCUAUACACUACUGAGAAGGUCAUUAUGCAGUGGACCUUACUCAGCGAGGCCUGUUACUUUGCCAUCCAGUUUAUAGUGACCACCAUCACUCUCGUAGAACUGGACCUUUUUUCCAACUCUGCAAUCCUCCUCAUUGUCAGCCGCCUACUCUUCCUCGCCGUCACCCUGUUGUACUACUACCACGUUGGCCGCCGGAACAGGAAGAUGUGAGGCCCCUGGACGCUGGUGCAACUGCCAGGCAGGCAGGAAUCAUUGCACAGCGACAAUGGAAGCCCUUAACGUCAAGCUCUCCUCCCCAUCAGCCCAGCUACUGUCAGGACAGAGCAACUAAGCCUUGUUCGAGAUUAGAUUACCACACAGCACAGUCUUCUGCCUUUUAACACCGUUUCUCUAUUUGAAUUGGGAAAAUCUUCAUGUGUACACGGUAAAUAAGUGUUGUUUUUUUUUGUUAGAUUUGUGGUGCAUCACCAUAUAUGUUGCCCUGUGGUAUUUUCUGUCUAGGUUAUCACAAGAACUGCUUGCCGAGGAUGAAAUGCCUCAGUUUCAGCAGCUGCAGUGUGAUUUUGAUAGGAUAGUUUGAUAGCUUGAUAUGUCUUAAUUACGUUAUGCCAUGUUUUCACUAACAAAGUAUUGACUUAACAAGGACAAUGAUAUUAAUGAACAGUAUAUUGUGCUCUUAGAGGUUUCUUUUCUCUGGGGCUGUUUCUCAUUUGCAAGUACCACCUUGCUGUAUCUGCUCAGCUGUAGAUGAAGGUCCCCCAGGUCAGCAGCCCCACCCCACCCCCACCCCCACCCCUAGACAGGAGUUCACAGGGCACGAUAUCAGGGAAAAAGUAUUUGAGUAAUGAUCAAAUUACUCAUGUGGGAAGAAAAUAAGAGAACUUGUACUGACAGACCAAAGUGAAACGACUACUAUUUCCAUCUAAACAACACUACUACACAUCCGUUCUAGAGUAACGCUACAUGUAUGUGCAUGCUGCAAGCAAUGUGAAAAAUCUCUCUUGUGACGUGGGAUUCAGUAGGUUGGUGCCCUGACACCAGCCGAUUUCCUGAUCUGUAGGUAGAGAAACCAUUUGAUCUUGACUCUAACAAGUGAUUUGUGACCAGGCAUGUCCAGUGUAGCAGACUACUUUUCUCCAUCAGCUGCAGCACAGCUGUUUACUUCUACUAUAGUGUUGCCUUAACUUCUGAUAGAAGUCCUGCUACAGGACCUUCACUCAUGGAUCAGUGUCUUCUCUCUUAUUCACAGUAGCCAUAUUUACUGCCAAUAUUGUGAUUAUUAUGGACUGUAAAUUGCACAAUUGAUCUUUUUGGUAUUUUAUGAAUAUAGCUUAUUUAUUUGGCCGAGUGUGUCUUGAGUGUCUGGAGUCAUUUUGUAUUUUUGGUAUGACAACAGAAGAUCUAUAUAUCCAUUUUGUUUGCCCCCUUUUUCUUUGUAGCUGACUACCGCAUGCAUAAUACAUUCAAGUAGCUUUUGUAGCAGACCUCUAAAAAAAUGUAUGUACAGCUAUGCAGAGGUGAGAAAGCAUGUAAGAUGAUGCAUCAUCUGUGGCACGGCUGUACACUAAUUGGUUGUUUAAAGCUUUUGGAAAGACUAUUGUGUGUGCGUUUAUUUUUCAAGACAAAUAGAAGUUAUUUUGUAAGUCUGUGUGUGUAUUUGUGUGUCCGUUCAAAAAGCUUUGUGCAUAUUUCAGGAAGGGAGUAACUUAUCCACCUUUUUAUUUUUCAGUUUCAGUAAAUUCGAACUUCAUGCUGGUUUUCAUUGUGAACAUUGUUCUUGCUACAUCAUCUAAGCACAACUGGCUGAUAUUUUGACCAAUAAAAUUGAACAAAUGUAUUGAAUCUUGUGAAGUAGUAAUAUUUUGAGGGCAUAAGGUAACCACGAGGCACGCAAGAGACUAGAACUAGAUAAGGUAACCUACACAGUAAUAAACUGAACAUAGUGCCACCAGCUCUGGGGCAGGAUCAGUUUUGUUUACAGAAAAGGGUCUUCUGGCAAGAGGAGGCAUGGAAUAUUCCCAUGUGUUGCAUGCAGGCCUGGACAGAGAGGGUAGGAUGUGUUUAUGUGAGUGCAGUGCGUGUGUGUGUGUGUAAGCGUGGGUUAGUAAAUAACAGUGUUCUGACUAUUUGUUUCCCACCAUGGCAACCAGAGGUCUGGUCUAUGGCUCUGAGUGCAUCAUAGGCUCUCUUGUGCCCAGUAAGGCAAUGUAGAAAUGCUAGGCAGGGCAAAUAUCCAGCAAAGGUCUAAACUCUGACAGGCACCCUCUGUAAGAUGGCAAUUUUCUUCCUGUAUAAAGUUUAAUUAACCAUGGCCUUUUGCUAUGCUUGUUUUGGCCAAGUGCGAAACUUGUACUGAAUGGCAAUUAGGCUAGAGUGCUGUGAACCACAAACUGCAUGUCCACAGCCACUGAUUGCACAGACUCACUGAAACCCUUUUCUUAAUUUAGCUGUAUAGAAGAGGAGCCCAGCAGGGAUUCAUUGACCAGAACAGCCUAAUGGUCGUUCUAUCUGACACACAAAUACUGCCUGAUUGCCCAAACUGAUAAAGUGUAAGGAUCAAUCGGCAUCUUUCAUGUAGUUUCCAUUUGGAUGGAAGCUGUAGAAGCACAAAGGUCUAUUCAUUAUUAAACGGUUUCUGAGCAACGGUCCAAUUGUUCUUGUCAUUCAAGUUUAUUUGGGAUUAAAUAAGUACCAGAGUACCAGUACCCAGGAAGCUCUUGCAUGAGGUGUGAAGUGAAAUGUGUACGUCACUAAUUUGAACACUACCUGUAUCACUACCAUUUGAUAACCAUGUUGCAGCUUCACAGCAAUCUCUUGAGAACUUUCAUGUGUGUAAGGCUGCUCCAGACUUUUUUUUUGUUUGGUUUUUAUUUGUAAAUAUUGUACACAAGAGAAUGUAGUUGUCUUGAAAUUGUUUUCAAAUAAAGAUAUACAUGAUCA